This is a messenger RNA of Coniophora puteana RWD-64-598 SS2, 642 nucleotides long. RefSeq lists its product as uncharacterized. The transcript is spliced from 6 exons. The coding region runs from base 1 to 642 and encodes 213 amino acids. The record is from RefSeq and is a predicted model, not a curated record. Lineage: Eukaryota; Fungi; Basidiomycota; Agaricomycetes; Boletales; Coniophoraceae.
AUGGCCCGUCUACAAAUCCUAGCUUCAACAACUGUCCCCGUCUUUACCUUCUCCGACGUUAGGCCAUUCCUCCUUCCAGUAUCCUUACAACUCAACACCAACGUCAUGCGUAGAGAGGUCAAUCCUCGUGGGAUGACCAACGCCGUCUUCGGUGUGCUCGACAUUCUCAUGGACAACGCGCCCAUGCCCUCCGCUGUUGGCAUCCCUUCGCUGCGGUACAAGUGCUCACUUUGCGACCAGCAUCGGCACAUGCUCCGUCUGAAUGAGAGCCAGAUGGACCAUGUGCCCGCGGUAUACUCGGGUGGGCUCGCCGCACUUGUGCCGCUCCCGUGUAUGAGUGCGCUUGCGAAACGCCUCGAGUUCCCACCCGGAGCUCCCGAUAGCGACAGUGGUGCGAGGCUAGGAGAGAGCAGACAUAUAUCGUGUUUGUUAUUAUCUACUUUGAUCUGUUCCCGCAAUUUAGCUGCGCGAAAGGAGCUUCGACUUGCAGCUUCCCUCGCCGCGGCGCUCAAGAACACCGCAUGCUUUGCCACGCAUUUGAUGCAAAUAACUCGGGUGAUGAGUCGGAUUGAUGACGGCUUCCGUACCUCUGCGCCGGCUGCUACGAAGAGCCUCAGGUGGUGGGCGGUUCAGGGGGUUUGA